AUGGCUAAAUCAAAACCUGAGCCGGAGCUUGUUUUUGAACGGAAGAACAAGAACCUGCUCAAAAUCCCUAAAAAUGCGCGAAUUGAGAAACGGCCAAUUCCUCACCCCCCAGCUGCAUCGCCUUAUGCAGGAGCCAGUGUACCCAAGGUCGUCUACGUCUCGACCAAGUCUCCGUUUAUGAGCAUUGCGAAGCGGGUCCAAAAAUUGUUAAGGGAAGCUGAAAAGCGUGCUACACAGAGUGUUCGCUUGGGAGAUAAGAAGGGAUCUGGCAAGGACAAGCUUACACAGCUCAAAGAUGCCUCAGAGGCUUUACGAAAGGAGCCAGUUUUUAUCAAAGCGACGGGGCGUGCCAUUGACAAGGCGAUGAAAGUAGGAAAAUGGUUUGACGAAAAGGAUGGGUUUACUACAAAAGUGAAGACUGGAACAGUCAUGGUGGUAGAUGACAUUGUUCGAGAUGAGGUGGUGGAAGAUGAAGAGCGGCCUAUAGAUGGUGCCCAAGAAACUGACGAUCCCGAAGAUGCAGCAUCCAAGGUGGGCGCUGCUGCAAGAAAGCAGGGAAGGAACAACGGCAAACCUGAUAACGAAGAUGGAUCAGAUCUGCCGGACUCAAGAACUCGCUGGGUGAACAUGGUAGAAAUCACAGUUACUAUGGACUGA
This is a messenger RNA of Nannizzia gypsea CBS 118893, 657 nucleotides long. RefSeq lists its product as hypothetical. Gene Ontology annotation, cellular component: nucleolar ribonuclease P complex; ribonuclease MRP complex. The record is from RefSeq and is a predicted model, not a curated record. NCBI's taxonomy places the organism in Eukaryota, Fungi, Ascomycota, Eurotiomycetes, Onygenales, Arthrodermataceae. The coding region runs from base 1 to 657 and encodes 218 amino acids. Gene Ontology annotation, biological process: rRNA processing; tRNA 5'-leader removal; nuclear-transcribed mRNA catabolic process, RNase MRP-dependent. The transcript is spliced from 2 exons. Gene Ontology annotation, molecular function: RNA binding.